This is a messenger RNA of Prunus armeniaca (apricot), 1590 nucleotides long. The record is from the annotation of a GenBank genome assembly. Lineage: Eukaryota; Viridiplantae; Streptophyta; Magnoliopsida; Rosales; Rosaceae.
AUGGCCGGUGAGCUCACCUCCGGUCAAGACCAUGCCUUGACGACGGCUUCAUGCCAGGAUGAACUCCUUGCCAAGACAUCGAAGAUCAAGAAAUCUCUGCGCAAGAUAUGGGCGAUGGAGAAGUCUCAGCGAGAACUGGGGGAGAACGAGAAAUAUCUAGCCGCGCUUUUGGCCCAAAAAAUCCAACUGAUCGAUUUGAAGAAAUUAAUUUCGAAGGAGCUUCGCCUACUAAGCUGCAGUAGGGCCGACAGUCGCAAACAUGGCUUGCCCAUGGUUGAGAAUGCAUCAACGACGGUAAAUCAGGGGGAAGAUAGAUCUUUGUUUUUAAUGGUAACUUUCAUUAGGAGCAAAUACACUAAUGCCAUAUAUGAAGUUAAAUUCAGAUUUGGAGGAGAAGUUGAUGAUAUGGGUGCACGAGUAGCACGUGUAGCCAAGUUCAGUGGUUCCACCCAUUUGGGUGCAAGGAUUUUCGACCGCUCCCAACUAUAUGUGUUUUCAAGGGAGGGUUGGGAUAAACCUUGCGUUAAGUCAUUUGGAGGGUAUAUCUUUGAUACGAAAACUAGGGCAUUAGAUCACUUAACACCUUCUACCGUACAGUUUAAGCAACAUGGAACAGUUGUGUCGGCAUAUGGCACACUUUAUUUUCUUGAAGCCAAAACGGACUUCGUACAAGGCCCAGCCUUAUUCUUUGGGAAAUACAACCCUGAUAAGAAGGAUUGGGUGCAAAUGCCUUCGUUUCCAUUUUCUCAUAGUUUUCGUAUGGGAGUAAUUGGUCAUGCCGUUGGUUUUGGCGUUAUUUUGUAUAUAUUGAAUGACUUGCACAGAAACUUUGAUGUCCUUGCUUUUCAUGUGCGUAGAAAGAAUUGGAAACGAGUGGAAAUUGGCACUUGUACUCCUUUCCGAGGGAGGGCCGUGAUUGUAGGCAAGAUUAUCUAUGCCUUACAUAUGUUUCAGGUGGGGGCGAUCAUAGCAUACUCCUUGGAGAUUAAAGAAGAUGAUGAGGGUGGUGUUGACUAUUCACUAGUCCAGCUAUAUGAAUUAAACGGCCUUGACAUUGCAGAUCCGCCAUCACAAUUUGAUGGACUUGUAACCGACUAUUUGGUUCAUCUGGGAAACCAAGACUUCGUUCAUUUUAAGACUGGCACUAACGAAGAAUGUGAUAAGGUUCAAGAUCUCUGUAUCACCUCGUUUCAAAUUGUUCAAGAAGGAAGAAGACAAAUGAUCGAGACCUUACAUUCAACUGUUCUUCCUGUGAAAAUCGAUGUUUGUAAUUGGUUCAUGCUUACGCUUGGCUUUACUCCAGAAUGCGCGGAUUAUGAACCCGAAGAAGGUAAGAGUGCAGCCAGCAUGAAGCAGCCAAAACAAGAAGAUGACACCACUUUGGAUGAGAAUUCUUUGAUGCAUGAGGAAGAAGCCAAACAUGAAGUAGCCUUAAUGCAUCAUGAAAAAGCAAACCAGAAAAAACCCAAGAAUGCAAGCGGAAUAAUUAAAAACAAAAGAAAAAGAAAAAGCGGAUGGAAGGAGGGAUUACAUGUAACCAAAAAAAAAGAAGGUGGGAUUACAGGUAGUAGAAAACAACCUGUAAUGUGA